AUGGCAGAAGCAGAGGGGGAAAACAGAGAGGAAAUCGUCGUCGAGAAGAAGAGCAAAAGGAAUAGGAAGAAACAGAAGACGGAGAAUCCAUCCCAGAAGGAAGAAACCCAGGAGCGGAAGCAGAACGGCGAAGGGAAACCACAGCAGCAAAAUCAAGUCGCCGGCGGCGACCACCCUGCUCAAAACAACAACGGCGGCAGCAGCAGCAGCAAGAAGAGGAAACAGAGAGAAGCAUUUCCAUUCGGAAACUACCGAAACUACUACGGAUACCGUAUUGGUCAGGAGCUGGAUGAAGAUCCGAGGCUUAAGGUCUUAAAGAGGGAGUGGUUUGAAGGGAAAGAUUGUCUCGACAUUGGCUGCAAUAGUGGCAUAAUCACCAUCCAUAUUGCCAAAAAGUAUAACUGCCGGAGCAUCCUUGGAGUAGAUAUAGACACUGCCCGUAUUUCUGAUGCAUAUUGGCACUUGAGAAAAUUUUCGAGAGAGCAUUCUGGGAGCAGUAGUACAAAUGUAUCCAAGGAGGAAGUCAAAGAGAAAUUGAAAGCUUCCAAGCAAAUUGCACACGUAGUACCAGGAGAUGACGAGGAGAUCAAGAAAGAAGCAUCAUUUUCUGAGAAAAGAAAUCUGUUUGAUGUUGUUUCCUUUCGACAAGAAAAUUUUGUUGACAGUCGGCACUCCCAUGAGAAGCAGUAUGAUACUAUUCUAUGUUUGAGUGUUGCAAAGUGGAUUCACCUGAACUGGGGAGAUGAUGGGUUGAUUACCCUAUUUUCUAAAGUGUGGAAACUUCUUGUCCCGGGUGGCACUUUUAUCUUGGAGCCGCAGCCUUGGGAUUCGUAUAAGAAGAACUAUCAAGUCUCCAAGACAGCAGCUGAAAAUUACAGAAACAUAAUGUUUCCCCCAGAGAGUUUCCGGGAAAUUUUGCUAGAUAAGAUCGGUUUCAGAUCCGUCGAGGACCUCACUGCAGGGUUGACAGGCAGUAAAACGGGAUUCAAUCGGCCGAUUUUCGCAUUCCACAAGUGA
Molecule: messenger RNA, 1017 nt
Organism: Linum trigynum
Lineage: Eukaryota; Viridiplantae; Streptophyta; Magnoliopsida; Malpighiales; Linaceae
Source: the annotation of a GenBank genome assembly